CUAUCUGGCGGGCACACUGAUCCGCACCCACCUGAUCCCCCUAGCUCGUUGCAUCAAGGACGCCUGCGUCGGUAACGUAGACGAGCUCCCGACCUAAAGCGGUUGGCUGCUUCUCGUCAGUACGCCGUCGACCGUCGAAGGUUGCUGGUCUCUGCUCCGGUGUUUUCGUUCGUUGAGACUCCGCUCGCGGAAAUUCGUCGCUUAGACCGGUGUGACAGAGGAGUUUUUUUUUGUGUACGAAGUGACCGCGAGGAUCGUUGGGUCGAUCCUUGCUGCAGAUCGGUGAGGUGUUCUAUUCUGCAAGCGGAGGCUGCUUCCUCCUAUUUAAGGACUGGUAUCCGGACUUCGUCGCGCCGCGCCGGUAGGAUCCUUUCCUGGGUGUUUCCUUCCUAUUUUUACGACAGCGAGGAAAUCUGUGUGUCGAUCAUCGAAAAACGAUUGGCUGCCUUUUUUUAACGGGGAUACCAUUAAUCGAUGAUUCGCUCGUAGCCGGUUCUCGUUCUUCUACUCCGAGAAAGUCGUGACGAGAACGGAUUGGGCGGGGAAUCCCGGUAUCACACAGGAUCGAGGAUUCUGUCUGCCGAACGUGUAUUCAGAUGUAGCUGAGAGGUCGGAGUGUUCCUCUCGACAUCUUAAAGGUUGGAUCAGUGCGUUUUUGGAAUUUGUGAUCAGAAUGAGCAAGGCGAUUUUCAACGUGGCAUCUGGCGACAUUUCGGAUCUCAUGACGAAGAACAAGCAGCGAUAUAAAUGGCGUUUGCUGGCUUGCGGCAUUGUCCUUAUAAUCGUGCUGGCUCUGGUGAUCGCGGCGGCGAUUCUUCUGACCGGCAGUCCGGAUUCCACUGCGUCCAGAACGAACGGUGCAGCCGGUAUUUCCUUGGAGGAAUGGCUCUCGGGUUCGUUAUCCCCCAAGAGCUUCAACGGCACGUGGAUCAGCGGAGACGAGAUCCUCUACCGUGACGAGAUAGGCAAUUUGUUGAUCUACAAUGUUAGCUCGGCCGCAUCCAAGAUCCUGUUGGACUCCAGCAAUCCCGAUUUACUGUCGAGUUUUGAUCACCAUUUAUCUGCCGAUAGGAAGUACCUAUUGCUCGCUCUCAACUACCAGAAGCUGUAUCGUCAUACAUACCUGGCGCAUUACAGGAUCGUGAACCUAAAGACUCUAACGGAGACGAUAUUGGCGGCGAAUGAAUCGACACCGUUGCAACUCGCGACUUGGGCACCUCGAGACAACGCCCUGAUCUACGUUCACCAAAAUAAUAUCUACUACAGACCAGAGGCAGAAGUGGCUAAUGACUAUCAAAUAACCAACACGGGAGUGUUUGGAACUAUUUACAAUGGAGUACCGGAUUGGGUUUACGAGGAGGAAGUGUUCAGCUCAAAUAAGGCGCUCUGGUUUUCUCCGAGCGGCACUAAAUUGGUCUUCGGUUAUUUUGAUGACUCCAGCACUCCUAUUAUGACUAUACCAUUUUAUGGAUAUCCUGGAAGCUUAUCUUUCCAAUACACAUCGGCGAUACCGAUCCACUAUCCUAAAAGCGGCACAACAAAUCCAACAGUUAAACUAUUUUUCGUUGAUCUCGACAUGGUGGUGCAAGGUAACGUGACUUUGGUGGAGAUCGAACAUCCGCCAGAACUGUCUACCUCCGAAAGGAUUCUGUCAGCGGUGGACUUUCCCACGGACAGUCUCGUAUACGCAACUUGGAUGAAUCGGGUGCAGAAUAGGGCGUAUUUUCAACUCUGCGAUGUCGACAAUCUGCUGCCAAAUUGCACGACGGCGCUUUCAUAUAGCGAAACAAAUGGCUGGGUAGAGCAAUUUGAAGCGCCUACAUUCAGCGAGGAUGGUAUGUCAUUUCUUCUGAUAUUACCGCAAAUACAGAAAAACGGUAGCAAUUGGCGACACGUUGUGCUUGUUACGAAUGCAACCAGCGGCAGGCCGGUGAUCACUGCCCUCACCUCUGGCUAUUUCGUCGUGACGGAGAUAGUAUCCUGGGAUAGGGAGGACUCGUAUCUAUACUACAUAGCUACAUCGGAACGCGAGUCGGCAGUUCAGCAUUUGUACAGAGUGUCAUUGGAUCCAGGAUACAAGUCAACGUGUUUGACUUGUAACAUUAUCAGAGAGAGUGAUGGCAGCCGCUGUUUGUACAACAGUGCUAAAUUCUCCAAUGACAAUUCGCAUUACGUGCUCACUUGUGCCGGGCCUGGAGUACCUGAUAUAGCUAUCUACAAUAAGAAUACCACGUUGCUUUCCGUGUGGGAGGACAACAAUGUAGUAAGUGAUAUAAUAGUGCAAAGAUCGCAGCCGAUCGUCCGUCGAUACAAAGUCCCAGUUCCUGGUGGCUUUAACGCCCAGGUGAGACUCUUAAUACCACCUGGUGCUGAUAUGAGCGGUGCCACCAAGUAUCCCAUGCUGGUUUACGUGUAUGGUGGCCCGGAUUCGUAUCAGGUGACAGAAAAAUUUAACAUUGAUUGGGGCACGUAUCUUGUAACAAACAAAAGUAUUAUAUAUGCUGCCAUCGACGGUCGCGGCUCCGGAUUAAUGGGUAAUGACAUGCUGUUCGCCGGAUAUCGACGUCUCGGCACUGUCGAAAUUAUUGAUCAGAUCAACGUUACCAGGCAUCUGCAGGACAAAUUGCUCUUCAUUGACCGUACCAGAACGGCGAUAUGGGGCUGGAGUUAUGGUGGAUACGCGACCGGCAUGACGCUCGCUAUGGACUUAAAAGGUGUCUUCAAAUGCGGCAUGUCCGUCGCACCAGUCACAGAUUGGGCUCUUUAUGAUUCGAUUUAUACCGAGCGGUUCAUGGGUCUGCCGACUGUUACCGAUAAUCUGCAAGGCUACGAACAUGGUCAGUUGCUCAAUAAAGUCGAGAAUAUUAAAAAUAAGAUGUAUUAUUUGAUUCAUGGUACUCUGGAUGACAACGUCCAUUAUCAACAGUCACUUAUGCUCGCGAAGGUGUUGGAGCAGAAAGAUAUACUCUUCAGACAACAGACGUACACAGAUGAAGAUCAUGGUAUCGUCCAGUCGCGAGCGCAUCUAUACCACUCGUUAGAGAACUUCCUGGACGAAUGCUUUCAAAUAUCAUCAUGAUCGGAACACGGGAUAGUAAUGACAAUCUAGACGCUGUACACUACCUGCCUCACACUUGUAAAUAUUUUGUCACGUGUAUAUAAUUUGUGUACGAUAUGUAAUAUGAGCGUUUAGAGAGUGUACAUAGCAGAGUACGAUUGUUGAGGAAGGAUGAGGAGGGGAGAGAAAGAAAAAGAGAGAAAGGGGGGAGAUGGA
This is a messenger RNA of Trachymyrmex septentrionalis, 3274 nucleotides long. It is a transcript of the gene ome, whose product is annotated as venom dipeptidyl peptidase 4. The coding region runs from base 674 to 3079 and encodes 801 amino acids. The record is from RefSeq and is a predicted model, not a curated record. Lineage: Eukaryota; Metazoa; Arthropoda; Insecta; Hymenoptera; Formicidae. The transcript is spliced from 15 exons. Gene Ontology annotation, molecular function: dipeptidyl-peptidase activity; serine-type peptidase activity. Gene Ontology annotation, biological process: proteolysis.